CCCAGGUUCGUUGUUGUACGUCUGUUCCAUGGCUCGGAUAAGAUGGUUUCCGUCAAGAGCGACAGCCAUCCUAAAAAAAUAAAGAGCGACAGCCUCGAAACGACUGCAGAUCCAGACUCUUCUUCCCCAACGCGGCAUUCAUUUUAGGUGACGAGGUAGAGAGGGAGGAAGUGGGAGAACGGGCGACCGACGCUUAAUGGAGUUUCUCAUGCAUCCAAUCCGUAGAUCCACGCUGAGUGAGGAGGUAGGAGAGAGUCUGCUGCCGGAAGGUUUGCCGGCGGACGGUAACAGGCGAACGGUGGUGGUGCCGUUGCUGGAGGGUGUGAGCGGCAUGUGCGGAUCUGCGUGGCGUCUGCACCGGCGGCGACGAGCGGAGAUGGGCGAAUCUGCAACGUGGCUCAAGCGGCAACAGUGAGAAGGACAACUCGCCUCCGACUUCUGAGCUCUCCAUAGGAAAGAUAAAUCCCCAGGCUCCUGGUUGGAAUAAAAAGGGGGCGAGCGGUACAAACACCAGCCUCUAGCACUGACAGUGUGGUCAAGGAAGAUGCGGACGUGAACAAGGUUGUACCACUUGUGCAAGACGAAGAUAACAAUUGCCCAGGUAAGAUAGUAGGUCCAUCUUCAGAAGAAUGGUUUGCAAUUAGACUAUUUUGUUUUUGCAAAAUGUGAAUGGAUGAUCAUAUAUGGUAACACAUCUUGGGGCUUGUUUCUGGUAGCUGAUGCUGGUUUAAUGGAUGUUGUUCUGGAGGAGAUCAAUGCGAUGCAUGUACAUGCCUCUCAGGCGGCAUCAUACGAUGUUAGGGCACGCACAAGCAUCCCAUUGGUAAAACAAGAAGGUGUUGGAGAUGGUGAUGUGCAGGGGCCUGGUGAUGUGGUUGUGUGCAGGGUGGAGCGGAUAGAUGACGUGCAUCUAGAUGAUCAACUUGCUCGGCAACUUGAAGCAGAGCUGGAUGCGGAAUAUGAGAUGGAGAUAGCAUCCCGUGCACCGGCUGCGAGUGCGACGACAGGUUUGGUUCACGGGGUUAUUGACAUCUCUGACAAUGAAAGCAAUGAUGAAGUUGAUAUGAAAGAAUGGUCUGAUGAUCCUGAGCACGCUAAGUUGUCUGAGACAGACAGAAAGUUGAGGGAGCAAGAGCUGCAAGAUCCAGAUGUCAUGAAAAUGUAUCAAGAAAUGUAUGAUAAAAAUGAUGGUCCGCGGGAAGAAAACUGAGAUCGCCAAUGCGACAGCAAACCAAAACCUUGCUCAGGAGGUCGAACCGGCAGGUCGAGAAACAAGCCCCGU
Messenger RNA from Triticum aestivum (bread wheat), 1282 nucleotides. RefSeq lists its product as uncharacterized. The coding region runs from base 674 to 1210 and encodes 178 amino acids. The transcript is spliced from 4 exons. NCBI's taxonomy places the organism in Eukaryota, Viridiplantae, Streptophyta, Magnoliopsida, Poales, Poaceae. The record is from RefSeq and is a predicted model, not a curated record.